Messenger RNA from Cylindrotheca closterium, 2001 nucleotides. The record is from the annotation of a GenBank genome assembly. NCBI's taxonomy places the organism in Eukaryota, Bacillariophyta, Bacillariophyceae, Bacillariales, Bacillariaceae.
AUGGGCAACUGCAAGUCCAUAACGAAACACUCUGAUCUGGAACCAGUUGCGUUCGAUAAUACAUCCCAUGGCGAGUCCUCAGACUGUGAGAAGUCUGCAGCUUUCAGGAAUUAUCACCGUGGCGAGGAGGAGGUUGUUGAUCAUGAUCAUCAUGGAUCCAAACAAGAGGAGAAAGACCCUGUAUCAUUGAUCAGACAAAAUAUAAUCGGAGGAUCACAAUACAUAACCACGCCUUUCGGCAGUCGAAAGAUAGUAUAUGCUGACUAUACGGCCUCGGGAAGAAGUUUGAAGCCAGUCGAGGACUUUCUGACGACCAACGUCUAUCCCUUCUACGCAAACACUCACACUGAAGCCAGCGCUACCGGCGCUAUAACGACAAAUCUAAGAGAAGAAGCCCGUCUCAUUAUAUCCAAAAGCCUUAAUGCACCUAGAGAAAAGUACGCCUUGCUCUUUGUGGGUACCGGCUGCACUGGUGCCAUCGAAAAGAUGAUGAAGCUGCUGGGUAUCUGGCUGCCAGAAUUUGUGACCUCCAAAUGGAAACUGCCCAAUCUGAUUCCGGAAGGAGAUCGCCCCAUCGUGUUCAUUGGUCCAUUCGAGCAUCACUCCAAUGAGCUCCCUUGGAGAGAGUCCAUUGUCACCGUCGUAGUCAUUCCCGAAGAUGAUGAUGGCUGCCCCGACAUUGAAGUGUUGGAAGCAAAGCUAUCCGAGUACAAGGAUCGCAAAAUGAAGAUCGGUAGCUUCUGUGCCGGCUCAAAUGUCACUGGAAUCUGCAUUGACACUAAGAAGUAUACCCGUCUUCUACACAAGCACAACGCCUUGGCUUUCUUCGACUUUGCCGGAAGUGGCGCAUACGUUGAGAUCAAUAUGAACGGCGAAAAUGAAGACGAGUCUAUGGAUGCCAUCUUCAUGUCGCCUCACAAGUUCAUUGGAGGACCUGGAUGUACUGGCCUGUUGGUCGCCAACCGCUCCAUCUUCGAAACAACCAAGAUUCCUACCUUUCCUGGCGGUGGUACUGUGUCGUUUGUGUCGCCCUGUGCCCAGGACUAUGAUGAUAACAUUGAGGCACGAGAGGAUGCUGGAACACCAGCCAUCGUCCAGGCCAUCCGCACUGGAUUGGUCUUCCAAGUGAAAGAAAUGGUGGGCUGUCGGCGCAUUGAAGCCAUCGAGCGGAACUACUGCAGUAUGGUCUUCUCCAAGCUUCGUGAAAACAAUAAGGUCCAACUUGUGGGUAGCGAUCGUGGAGCAUACUUUGAUCCACACAGGCGAGUCACAAUCAUGUCGUUCAACAUCCGUUCACCGUUUCAAGCAUCAUGCUCGAAUAAAUCAGGAAUCCCAAGUCAGAUGCUGCAUCCUCAUUUUGUGGUGGCCCUGCUGAAUGAUGUGUAUGGUAUUCAAGCUCGAGCAGGGUGCAGUUGUACGGGACCAUAUGGUCAUCGUCUAAUGGGCAUCAAUAGCGAGAGAAGUGAGAGAAUUCGUGUCCUUGUUGGAAAAGGAUACAACGCUUUUAAACUUGGCUGGGCUCGAGUGAACUUCAACUAUUUCAUUUCUCCCGAAGAAGUCGAAUUCAUCUGUGACGCCAUAUUGCAGAUCGCCGAACAUGGGUGGAAGCUGCUCCCACUCUAUGAGACCGAUUUGAAGUCGGCGCUUUUCGUGCACCGACGGAAAAUAUCCGGUUCGAACCGUCCUUCGCUAUCCAACUUUCACCUGUCGGUGUCAGAAUGUGCUGAACCAAAGGAUGCUCAUAUGCAGAAGAAUUCUUUUUUGUUCAAACAAGUGCUUGAUGAUGCCGACAAGAUAUACGGAAAAGCGGAACAGUCGCUCAAAAUGUGUGCCCAUCGUGAAGUAAUCAAGUUACAAGACGAGGCUUUGCCAGAGGAUAUAAUUUCCCCGAAUGAUAUUUGGUGGGUUACAACAAAGACUGUCAGUAACCAUUUUUCAUCAGCGCCGAAUGAAGAAGCAAAUUUCUCGCAAGAUUACCAGUGCAUGGUGAUGGACUGCUGA